UGUCAAUGUCAGAUCAUCAAUCUUGGGUUCAUUAGGAAGCGCGAAGGAAGCCCAACGUGACUUCUCUUAUUGGUUAAGGAUGCCAUCAGAAAGCCAGACAUUUCCAAGGGUGAAUCAAGCUCGUGAUUUAUGAGGCUAAAAAUAGGCUUCAUUUUUCACUCUCAUCAGGCACUUCGCUCAUACCCUCAAAUCUUCUUGACACUCAGAGUACGCUUGGGCAUCACUACAGCCUUAAGAAGGAAAGUUCUGAUUUGAAGCACAGAGUGAACAAAUCCGUGAAUUUGGAGAUGAAAUCAGUUGGAGUAAGGAACAAAAAUGGAGAUUCAUCAAAGGUUAACAGGCAGACGUCUCAAGUCUUUGGUCAGGCCUCAAAAGGGGCAAGCCGCAGAACGGCAGAAGAACAGGAAGCACGUCCUAAACCUUCUUACAGCAGAUGA
Molecule: messenger RNA, 437 nt
Organism: Pocillopora meandrina
Lineage: Eukaryota; Metazoa; Cnidaria; Anthozoa; Scleractinia; Pocilloporidae
Source: the annotation of a GenBank genome assembly